Engraulis encrasicolus (European anchovy) is the source of this 9502-nucleotide messenger RNA. It is a transcript of the gene cbfa2t3, whose product is annotated as CBFA2/RUNX1 partner transcriptional co-repressor 3. Gene Ontology annotation, molecular function: transcription corepressor activity. NCBI's taxonomy places the organism in Eukaryota, Metazoa, Chordata, Actinopteri, Clupeiformes, Engraulidae. Gene Ontology annotation, cellular component: nucleus. The record is from RefSeq and is a predicted model, not a curated record. Bases 1125 to 3203 code for a protein of 692 amino acids. The transcript has 12 exons. Gene Ontology annotation, biological process: DNA-templated transcription; negative regulation of DNA-templated transcription.
CGCAGACAGAAGGCUACGGAGGGGAUAGAGCAGAGCACCGUUAUAGACAACGCUCCAGACUCGCAAGCUUCAAACCAUCGACAACGGCAAUUUUAACCAAAACGCGAAAUGAGAGCAAAGAAAGGCAGUCAGUGGGACGUCAGUUCAAGCUAGUCACAAAUAUGUUGAACGCUUUUUGGUGACUAUUUCUUUCAGAACACGCGCUGCAUUCAAUUGUUUUCUCGGGAAUGAGUGGUUCCUGAUACCAGGACAGUGGGAGUACUGGUCGCAAGAAGACAUUUCCGUGGCAUGCUACAUUUUUACCGGACAACAUUGUGCGACUUCCUCAGCUUUAUGGACAUUACCUACAAAAUGACUUCUGGGGAUGUACUGUAACUGAUUUUUUUCUCGUAUGAAACAGUGCUUUACGAACAUUGGCACAAGUGCAGCUCCAUUCAGAACGGAAGGAUCCUUGCCAAAAUUACCAACCUCUGACGGCUACCUUGUUUUAAGUGCAGUGGACAUCUGCAGAGGAAUUAUAUGGAGUUUUCUUUUGUCUGAUAAAGUAAGAACCACGUUUGUGGCACUAAUUCUACAUAUAUUUAAUUUCAUAUUCCCCAAGCGAUAUUAUCCUCCUGGCUUUCUUUGCGUCUUUCCAACACGAACCUCGUGAAUGAAAGAGGCGCGCGUCUUUAUUUGGAAAAUACAUAUUGGUGUUUUAUCAUUGAAAUAGAAACCAAAGACUUGCUUUAGGCCUACAGAUGAGUGAACGACUUUCAGCUUUGAAAAAGUUUUCGGUUUUUAAUUGAAAAGCAAAUUACCUCAGAAUCUCUGAACUGAAAAGUCAACAACGCUUUAAAAAUCCAAAGGAGUUGACCAUUAUUUCUGGACUGAGAAAAUAUCAGCGAUAUUCAAGACGUUUCUCUCUUUAUACAUUUCCUUUGGUCGAAGAGUGCGAGGAAGAUUUUAAAUGCUUUUCACUCAUCCAGAGGCUUUAAUUGUGUCUUCUUCCAUAUGAUGCGGAUUGGGGCGUAAUAAUCGCCGCAUCGUAUUAUUGUGUGGAUUACCGUCUCAGCAAUUACCUCAGUUUGAACUCAAUCUACACAAAGUGCGCUACUGGUAGCACCGAACAGAAGGUUGGAACGAUGCCCGAUUCACCUGCUGAUGUCAAAACCCAGCCCAGGUCAACUCCACCCACCAUGCCACCCCCACCCCCCGCCGUCAGCCAGGUGGCUAAUCGCAACGCCUCCUUCACGCCCACCACAAUGUUGAACGGCAGCAGCAGCGGCAACGGCGGCAGCAACGGCGGCCACGGCAACAGCAGCCACUCGCCCACGGCGCUCAACGGCGGCCCCUCCACGCCCAACGGCUUCUCCAACGGGCCGGCCGCCUCCUCCAGCGCCGCCCUCUCCACCCAGCAGCUGCCCCCGGCCUGCGGCGCCCGCCAGCUCUGCAAGCUCAAGCGCUUCCUCACCACGCUGCAGCAGUUUGGCAACGACAUCUCGCCCGAGAUCGGCGAGCGCGUCCGCAGCCUGGUGCUCGGCCUGGUGAAUUCGACUCUGACCAUCGAAGAGUUUCACUCCAAACUUCAAGAGGCCACCAAUUUCCCCCUGCGACCCUUUGUCAUUCCAUUUCUCAAGGCCAACCUGCCGCUGCUGCAGCGUGAGUUGCUCCACUGUGCGCGGAUGGCCAAGCAGACGCCGGCCCAGUACCUGGCCCAGCACGAGCAGCUGCUGCUGGACGCCAACGCCAGCUCGCCCCUGGACUCCUCAGAGAUCAUGCUGGAGAUCAACGAGCACGGCAAGAGGCGCACCCCAGACAGGACCAAAGACGGCAGCCUGGACCGCGACGGCCUGCACGCAGAGCACCUGGCCAAGCGGCCGUGCACGGUGAGCCCCAGCCAGCGCUUUAGCCCCGGCGGCGGCCCGCUGUCGGCCCACCCGCCCCCCAACGGCCUGGCCUCCGGCCACGCGCCCCCCAACGGCCUGCCGCACCCCGCGCCCCCCACGCCACAGCACUACCGGCUGGAGGACAUGGCCCUGGCCCACCACUACAGAGACGCCUAUAGGCAGGCCGAGCAGAGGGAUGCCCGCGAGAGGCACCGGCAGACUGCAGUGCACGGGACUCGCCAAGAAGAAGUCAUCGAUCACCGGCUGACUGACCGGGAAUGGGCUGAGGAGUGGAAGCACCUUGAUAAUCUGCUCAACUGCAUCAUGGACAUGGUGGAGAAGACGCGGCGCUCGCUGACGGUGCUGCGCCGCUGCCAGGAGGCCGACCGAGAGGAGAUGAACCACUGGAUCCGACGCUACAGCGACGUGGAGGAUAUGAAAAAAGGUGGGAGCACCUCCUCCUCCUCCUCCUCCUCCUCCUCCUCCUCCUCCGCAGCCAACCCGGCCGCCCAGCAGCGUCCCCCGCCACCACCUACGCUACCUCCACUCGCUCUGCCUUCAUCUCUCGCCCCACUUCCUCCUCCUCCUCCCCACCACCACCACCACGCCCACCACCAGGCCAACAACACCCCCAGCAACAAGUCGCACGCGCUAGAGAUCCACCGGGACUUCCUCCACCGGCCGCCUUCGGGGUAUCUUCCAGAGGAGAUCUGGAGGAAGGCUGGUGCCCCCAGCAUCCCGAUCUCCCCAGCACUAAAGCAACUCCAAAACAAACAGGAGGAGGCAGUGAACGAGGUGAAGCGGCAGGCCAUGUCUGAGCUGCAGAAGGCGGUGUCGGAUGCCGAGCGCAAGGCUCACGAGAUGAUCUCCGCCGAGCGCUCCAAGAUGGAGAGGGCGCUUGCCGAGGCCAAGAGGCAGGCCUCCGAGGACGCGCUGACCGUCAUCAACCAGCAGGAGGACUCCAGCGAGAGUUGCUGGAACUGCGGGCGCAAGGCGAGCGAGACAUGUAGCGGCUGCAACACGGCGCGCUACUGCGGCUCCUUCUGCCAGCACAAGGACUGGGAGAAGCACCACCACGUGUGCGGCCAGGGCCUGCAGGGCCUCCCCGGUGGGGGCGGCGUCCCCGUGGGCACCCCCUCCUCCACCACCUCCACGUCCUCCUCCUCCUCCAACGUGCCGCCCUCGCACUCGGAGAGCACGCCCCCGGGAGGGCCACUGUCGCUGGGGGGACCCGCGGGCGGAGGGAGCCCUAAGGACGCUGGAUCGAGCUCCAGCAGCGCGUCCCGCUCCACCACCCCGGCCACGCCUGCUCUGCUGGACUCGUCCUCACGCUGACUGGCCGACGCUCGGAGGCCUUCGCCAUCCUCGUCACCACCCCCACCGCUACCACCACCAGUCACCACGUUAAGCCAACACCUCCAGCUUCAGAUGCAGCUACGCCCCUGCCUCCACUGCUGCUGAACAGAACAGCGCCCCCUAUCUUCUAUCCAAAGCCAACCGCGAAGAGGAAGAGUCUCUCGCGAUGGCAUCUGUUCCUUGCCCGCACGCCCUGACCUUGAUGAAAUAUCUCUCUCGAUCUCGACAAAACAAAGAUUUUUAUGUGGGUGUUUUUUUUUUCUUGUGUGUUUGGUUGUGUGCGUGUGAACUGCACCUCGAAGUGCUGUGAUGAAAAGAAAAGGAAAAAAGGCGAACUGUGACCAAUGGUUACUUAGCUACCUAAGGAAAAGGCAUUUCUUUUUUUGUGGACUUGAAAUUAUGGUAGGAAAGGAAAAAACAAACUGCAACGCAAGGAUAAGGAAGAAGAAGAAGAAAACACAUCUCUCUCUUUCUCACUCUCUCUCUUGAAGCAAGGCUAGAUGCAUACCUACACACACCAUGAUGAGAAACUCGUACACCAAAUUCACAAACACACAGCGAACAUGACUGGGGUCCUGCCUGUUUAGCCUGCUCCCUGGCUGGGGUCUGCGUUCAUAUUAUUAUGAAUAAUACCGUCGGUGCUGCCAAGACACACUGAACGUGUUCCCUAAAUGCCUAUAAAUGGAAUGUGUUUCCCUUUUAUAAAUUGGGUUAGGUCCUUUUAACAAAUAACAGUGUGCAAACACUGUCAGCCCAGUUGGCACCAAAACAGCACUGAGAGCUCGGCAUCAAGGCCUGGCUUUUGCCAGCCUCCUUCGCAGCCUCGGCAGCCCCAACCCCCCUGGAAGGCUGUGGGUGAUGGGGUGGGUGUUCUACGUAGGGCAGGGGAUGAUGAGUGGGUGGAUGGAGGGUGCUGGUUGAGUUGGUGGCUGUGUGGUUAAACCCUGAGACCACCAUGCUCUUCCUUGUCUCCUUCACCGAUCUGAGACAGAACAGAGAAUGGAUUUAGGACCCCCCCACCCCACUCCCCCCCCCCCAUGAAACAUAAACACUUAAACCGAGGACUCCAAAUCCCCCCGGCCUCACCUCAGCCACCCCCCAAAGUGAAGAGACAGCCUUCAGGGUUGUAGUAGGCGUUAUAGACCAUAGGCAACAGGCACCCUCUGGUUUGUGUCCGGCUCCAGUCUGUGGGACCUGACAGAACAGGACAGGCUACCCCACCCCACCCCCUUCCCGCCCCCAUUACAACCUCCCUACCCCACUCCCUCUUCUCCACCACCCUUUUAAGUAUACAGCUGAAAUGUUCACCCGUUCACAGAUAUGUUCUUUGGCUUUAAUAAGACAGUCCAAAAAUCAUUAUAAAUAAUAAUAGUAAUAUCAAUGAUAAUAAUAAAUAAUAAAUAAAUAAUAAUAAUAAUAACAAAAAACCUUAUAAAGAAAAAAAAACCUGUUAACUACCUUGCUAGCGAGCCAAGAAAACCUAUACACCGGACUCACCUCUCUUAAAACUGAUGUGAAACCCAAAUGAAUUUUUUGAGGAGAAAAAAAAAGAAACACAGAAUCCAAACAUUUUUAUGACACUGCCAAAGUUACUGAGCGACUAAGGAGAAGCACUCACCUUGUAACCAAACUACAAAACGACUACUUCAAACUUCCUCAGCAAUGCCAGCCCUGUGAAGAGCAAGCAGGCUGUGUGUGUGUAUGAGGGGGGAGACGGGGGUACACCGAAUACCCCUCAAAACUCCCACAUAUGAACACACCCACUCAAACGCACUCUCCAAAAAAAACAAACGAUGGAGGAAAUGACGAAUGACAUUACCCACUACCCUACAGACUAAAUGCACUGCAGCUACAAUGUACAUUGCUAAGGGAUUGAAAUAAUGUGAAUUCACAUCAAUGGAGGACAAAAAGGACUUCAGAGUGGAUAGACAGACACUAAAGUGAGACACGGAGGUCAUACACACGUCUACACACACACAAACACACACACACACACACACACACCUACACACAUGAAUGCUUAUUUGGACAAGCAGAAAAAAAAUGAGCUGGAGAGAUGGAUUCACGAGGUGAAAGCAAGCAGCCUGGGACAGUGAAAUUGUGUGUGUGUGUGUGUGGGAGGGGGGAAAGAAAGACAUGUUUGGCCCCCCAAGUCUGGAAAAAAAAGAAUGGCAUUGGAACUGGCCCAGCCAUACUCCACCCCUCCCUCCCCAAAAAAGACUGAUACAUGAACUACGAGUCUGUCUGUCUGUCUGUGUGAGCAUUGUACACUAAGAAGUAAGCCUUCUGUUCUUCAUGUUCCGUUUCUUUCUUUAAACGCUGUGAAGACUGAGAUGUUAACGUUGGAGUCUCUCUCUCUCUCUUUUCAUUUUUUUCCCUCAGCUCUCCCACAUUUUUUCCAAAGCAUGACAAGAAACAGACUUCAAAGAGCCUCAUAAGUGGUGUAGACUUGGUUCUUUUUUUCUAUUAGCUAUGUCUCUCUGUCGCUCUCUUUCUCUCCCUCUAUCUCCCCUUGGCAAUGCCCCUGUGCGCCAUGUCCCUUUCUGUCAAACCUGCUUUGCCUUGUUGACAGAAACAAGCGAGUAUGUAUUUGUGAAAGGAUCAAAAUCCCCUGCCUGUAGAUAAUACCUUUCUGUUUUACGCUAUGUCUUUGUCUGCCUUUGCUGUCCUGGUGUGCGAGUCAGAAAGAGGGGGAAAGUUUUGUUUGUUUGUUUUUUUUCUUCUCCCUUUGGGGUUCAGAAAUGACCGUUCACGUAAAGAGGGAGGAGGGGGAGGGGGGUUGGAGUCUCUGAGGAUGAGAAUCCUGUGUUGUAGCUAUUCUUCAAUUUGUUGUAUCUAUAUCAAUGAGAAAGGAAAAUCCUGCAGUAGGAUAAUGGUAUAUUGCUUGCAUUGUUAGACAGUGAGAAAGAACAAGAGGUGCAAUAUAUGGGAAAAGAGAAUUCAGCUACUGAAGGGAACCUCAGAAACUGCCCUUAGGGUGACUUAUAACGAAAAAAAAGUAUACAUAUAAAUAUAUUUAAAAUAACAACCGUAACUUAAUGUGAAUGUAAAUAGUAUUUAAAAAAUGAAGAGGUCCAAAAAAUGUGUUUGCCAAAUAACAGAAAACCUUUAAAGUAUAAAGACUAGAAUUGAAUUUCUCUCCAUUUCAUCUGUUUCUGAUUUUGUUUGCUUUGCUAUGUUUUGUUCCGUUUCAACAUCAACACAGUAGUAAUUACGGAUUUCAAAGUGUCCAUUACAUUCAUGGAUAUUUGCAGAUGCCUGUGUAGAGAAAAGGAGAGCAAUUUCAUCAAGAAGUGUGUAGCCCACCCAGAAGAUGGUUUUCUUCGAAGUUCGAAGUAGAAGGUGUCAUUUUACCCUCAUUACCGCAUAUACUAAGGUUGCCACUUCAUGUUUGAGAUACGGAAACAAAAAUGGGAUAGUAAAAACAAAGGGCUACAUGUAAUUGCCACAAAGAUUAGACGCUUCACUGUCAGAUGGCUGAGCCACAGAGAAGACUGAUUGACACCAGGGUGAAGUUGAGAAACAUUGCCACCCGUUGGGCCAUCAUAGAACUGCACUAGUCCAGUUAUGGUCCAAAUAUGCUCUGAGACAAACACACACACACACACAUACAAACUCUCACACCCUCAUAUAUGCCAUGGCCUCCACAUCAGCCCCAGAUGCAAAGAGAACCAGAGACCGUUUCCAUGGGGAUCUUCUCACUUUAAGUGCAGCGGCAGUGUGCAUUACUCAUGCCAAUGUAGUGUACAUUCAAGUGGGGAGCAGCCUUUGCUAUAUUCUUUUAGCCAGACAAAUUGUGAUUCUAGUUUUUCCAAUGCUUUUUAAUCACAUCCAUACAUCUUCUGGCACUGUUGGCUGAGCCCUUCUUCCAUACAUACAGAUUGUGCAUUUACCACAAACCCUCUCGUCCCAUCUGUUGUUUCGCGCUGUACCUCCUGAAAUGGACCAAACUUGAACGACCUUUCUUUGUUUUUGUUUAUCUUUGUGCUGUAACAAAGCACUAUGGGGACAGAUUCGCCGACACAUUUGUUAGCCUCGUCAGCUUGUUUUUAUUUUUUAAACUUCAAUCGUUAUUUAAUUUAUCAUAGCAUAUCUAUUUUCGUAUGUCAUUAUUAUCAAAGUAAUAUAUGAAUUCUGUCAGAUGUGAUAUGCUGAGAAUGAUUCUGCUCUUGCAUAAGCUUGCUUGCAUCAGUCUCGAAAAAAAGCAUUUUGUAUUUAAACCAGAUUGAACUAAUUAGCUUCGACUCACAGAGAACUCCUCUCGUGUCCUCUUCAAUUGUUCCACUCCCCUCCAGCUUCUGGAUGUUUCCCUGACAUAUCGGACUGAUGUCUGCGUUGCCUAUACUGCCAAUGCCCAACAGUUCAUGGAGAAGGAAUCCAGUGAGGCUGGAAAGUGUACAGAGUACAAAAAGAUAAACAAAUGUUGCCACAGUGACAGACGCGCAAAAUGCAUCCAGUCAUACUUUUAGACCUCAUGAGUGUGACUGAGGAACACUAGUACUUCAAGGGUGUCAUUACGUCUUCUUUACAUCUCCAAAUGAGUGUGAGCGAGUGCUUGUGUUUGUGAGUUGCACAGUCAGUACUGCGUCGAAACUAAACUGUAAAUGUUUUGGAGUCAGCUAUUUUUAGUCACCGAGCAGCAAGAUCUGCAUGUGUUGUACUUGUGUGUCAGGCUUUAAUAUGUCAGUGUGAAUGACUGAACCAAAUGCCAUUGUUUGAAGACAAAAAAAAAUGCCAUCUUUUGAUUUUGACAUGUUCUGAAGAUUGAGUGCACAACCCUCAGAAUUGUGUGUGACCCAGUUGUGACCCAAGUCAUUUCUAAAGCACAGACCAAAGUACUUCUGUAAGGCUUCAGACUUGAGUAGGGAGGGAAAGCAGACCCUUGUGUUACCUGAAACUGAGUGAGAGACCCUAUGAUCAUUAACCAAAGUGUCUGCAAUACUUAAAAUCAACGAGAAACACACAUCGAAAGCACAACACUAAAUAUCAAUACAUUCUGCAAAGGUCAAGGUUCAACUCAAGGCGUCCAGAGGCUUGUCCUCAUAAAUCAAGAAUAACAUAACAGGAACGUUUUAGUAGUAAACUAUAACUCCUACUCAGUCAGACUGACGUCGAGGAAGUGUGUGUUUAGCAAAACCCUGCUCCCAGGAGAGCUGUCCCUUUCUUGAAUUUUACCUUACAAUUUACAACUUUACUUGAACCUCAAGAGCUUUAAAAGAAAAAAAGAAAACCUCAGACUGAUGAUAGAGGAUGUCCUUCACACCCUGGGAUGUGUUAUUGCGUGUCUGACUGUGGCAACAUUUGAACAAAACAAAAAAGUGUGCGGUACGAAAACUCAAUAUUCUUUUUGACCAUGUAUUUUUUUUCCUCUUGACCAAAACUGAACCAAAUAGGCCUCAUAAGUGAUUCUUCUCUCUCUUGUGUGUUGGGUACUUUCAGUUAGGCAGGCUGCGGCUGUUUGGGUAAUGAUUUGCUUGGGACGCUGGCCAUGUAAGUAGUUUGUAAAUACAACAGGAGUCGAAAGGAUGUUCUGGGCUCUUCCUAUAUAUUUAAUACUAGUGUGUGUAUGUGUGUGCAUGUGUGCGUGUGUGUGUGUGAGAGAGAAACAGGAUGACAUUGGCAUAAAACCACACAAGAGGUCAGUGGCUCUCUGUAAUAACGGUGCUCAAUAAUGGAUUGUAAAACAUCACAGACACAUUACAAGACAACUUGGGGUCAAUAUGUAUUUCCACCAUUAGUAUCAACUUGGAUGUCAGCGUUAGUUCAUGAAUGGAACAACAUUGCUCAUUCAUUCAUUCAUUCAUUCAUUCAGUGUGUGAUUGUACUGUAAAAAGACAAAUGAAAGCGCUCUGUUGCUAGCAAGGUGGGCACAGCACUUGGUCUCCCAAAAGCCAUGAUGGAGAGGGACAUUUAAUAUAGAUACUUCAAACAAAAGGCUUGGUUUGAUAUUUGUAGGAUUAUAUAUGUAUUGUGCAAUACAGAAUAACAGAAAAGGGAAAUGUUUCUGUACGAAAAAAAGGUGGGCGUGUUGAAGGAAUUGAUUUUAUUUUUUGUUUUGAUUAAUUCUCUGCUUGUUUUAUUUUCCAUUUUGAAGGUCCUGUUCUCAUUCUCUAGAUAAAGUGAACCGUGCCAGGAUAAUUUUUACGUUUAUUUAUUUCUUGCAUGCUCUCCUCCCCCCUCUUUUUGCUAUUUCCCUUCUCUCUAACUGUGCGCUAUGUUGGAUAUGUGAAGUUGUAAUCAUUCUAAUUCAGGUUAUUGUCUGUGUUGCGCUAUGUAUC